UUCGGUUAUUCAGUCUUCGCGCGCCCGCCUUCCCCGCCAGACGUGUGUUCGUCGCGCGCGUCUUUGCGCUCCCUCGUUGCGUCGCUCUCGUCGGCGACUCGCUGCCACUGGAUACACGGAUUUUACCAACAGUGCUCUUGUGAACCGGAGGGAUUUGGCGCAAAGCCGGUGCCCUCGUGACCAUCAGUGUGUGACGUGCCAGUGUGCCGGUGCCAGUACGAGUGUCAAAACACUUGGAAAGCCACCGGGGUGCGAAACCCGUGUGUGCGUUGUGCGACUGUGUCGAAUUGUGCAACAGCCCUCCUGAGAGAGGCUUUACUCUGGAUACCCCGACUUGGAAUACCGUUUCUACGCCGCCUGCAAGUGGAUUGUGUUGUCAGUGAUGCUAGUUGGAUGGUUUUUGGUGUCUCCCGUGUCGCGUGGAGUCCAGUUUGUGAGAGUGUGAGUGUUUUCAAGAAAUGUCAACCGCCGUAAUAGACUACAUGUACGGUGAAAAAGUGGGACCUUAUUACGGAUAUCCUCCUCGGAACCAAAAUCAGGCGCCUUAGACUUGAGCCCCGCCCCGCUCGCCCCGAAUACUAGUCGCACACUUGCUAGUCCUUCGAGUCACUACUUCACUACCUCGCCGUAGAGACGCGCGCGCCUAGAGCUAAAGAUGCAGCAGGGGUACGAAAGCACUACGUUUCAUACGCCUAGUUUUGGUGACGAGGAGUUUGAUAUCCCACCCAUCAACCCCCACGGAGGUCACCACGGCCAACCCCAUAGCCAACUUGGACACGGCCAACCCUUAGGCCAACAUAGCGGUCCACCUGGUGGUGCUCAUAGUCCGCACCAGCCUGGUCAUCCCAACAUGUCAUACCAACAUCAGAUGAACGAUGGCCUGUCAUUACAGGAGCAUGCCUCGUACCAGCAGCCACUGUAUCUCACUGGCCCUAGUGAUCAUCAAAUGGGCCUCAGUGUUAGCAGUCCCUCUUAUGUAAGCCCCCAAGCGGGAUACAUACCUGGUCAAGACGGACAGAUGUUAAUGCUUCAACAGCAGCAACAGCACCACCACCAGAUGCUGAUGAAUCACUCUGUAGGUCCCGUGCCCGGUCAGAUGCCAGGCAUGCAGGGUGUGCCGCAGUAUGGGCGGCCGGCUCCUGCUCCAGGGCACAGUCCACCAAACACAACUACCAGUGAAGAUAGCGAUGAUAGUGCUGCCAUGAUGGGUGGUGUGAAGCGACCAUCCCCUGAGCCUGUAGACCAGUCUAAACUUCAAAAGAAGCCAAAAGUUCAGAAAAAGAAGAAAAAGAGAGACCCGAAUGAACCACAAAAGCCUGUUUCAGCUUAUGCCUUGUUCUUCAGAGACACGCAAGCAGCUAUCAAACUGUCAAAUCCUAAUGCUAGCUUUGGAGAGGUAUCAAAAAUAGUUGCAUCAAUGUGGGAUGCAUUGGAUACAGAUAGCAAAAAUGUUUACAAAAAAAGAACAGAAGCCGCCAAAAAAGAUUACUUAAAAGCAUUGGCAGCCUACCGCGCUAGUCUUUUGUCCAAGGGACCUAAUGAUCAAGAAAGUAAUAAUGUGUAUGGUGGUGGAUACCCAUCCCACCCACCUCAAGGAUAUGGUGGCCCCCCUAGCUCUGGUGGAUAUACUGGAUAUUCUCCACCAGCCCCUCAAAUGUCAUCACCUCCUAUGGCAUCCCCUCAACAGCAUCAAAUGGUUGGAAUGAACAAACAAAGUAAUGGUUCCCCUCAACAGCAGCACUCACCUAGACAACAGCCCCCACCUCAAUCAGGAAUGAUGGGCUCACCAAUGGGGCCGAUGGGCCACAUGGGGCAGCUGAGUCCUGUUGGUUACAUGCAGCAGCCCCCUCAGCAAACGCUACAACUUCAACCCUUGCCGCCCAUGCCCCCUCACUCAUCCCAGCAUGUGCAGCCCCAAUUGCAGCAACUGCAGCACCCUCCCCAACAUCUUAGCCCGCAGCCAUCGCCUCAACAGCACUCACCUCCCCAACAGCAACAACCCCCUUCGCAGCAACCCCCUACACAGCCUCCUCAAUCUCAACACCUUCAACAACCCUGUGAUCCUGCAGCACCUCAAGAUCAACAAAACAGAGCUACGUGCAUCCGACACGGUUGUCCAAAUGUUGCUGUUCCUAACAGUGAGUGGGAGGAUGAAUACUGCAGCAAUGAGUGUGUUGUGAGCCAUUGUCGGGAUGUAUUCAGUUCAUGGGUAGCAUCUAAUCAGAAUCCUCAACCACAAACUUAUUCAACUGUGAAGUAAGACUGGUUUGGUCACUGAGGACUCAUGGACCAGACCAAUAGACCCACAUAGCCAACGCCCUGAAACUGUCUGCUUCCCUUUGAAACGCUCUCCUUAAUGGGUAGAGUUCAUGCUGUGAUGAAGACAAGCAGAUGAAUUCAGGGUAGACCUAAAUGGUUGUGGUUGCAUCUCUGAUGGACAUCGUCUGCUUCAGCUGUUUUUUGUCCAUGGAAAUUGUUUUCUUACUACACAUCUACAAGAGGGUGGCGAGAUACUGAUCAGAAAGAAUGAGUGGUUGUGAAUGAAACCUAACACUUAAAUUUCACACUUUCUGUAAUUUCACAUCUUCUAGUAGUAGACAUCUCACCUCUGUGAAUGUAUACUUAGUUGGCGUGUUUGCUGCAGCUGAAAAAAAUAUGUAGGUUUGAGAAGGUUAAAGUGGAGUCUCAACUUUAAUGUUAAUCAUUUAAUUUUCUCCUACAAAUUUAAGUAUUACUAGGUGGUACAUGAGCAGAGUAAUGUGUAUGUAUGAUUAAAUUCACUUUUUAUGCAGUUUAGAUGAAUUUGUAGGCUGUCCUUUACUUGUUAAUUUUUUUCUCCCUCCCUCCUCCCUCCCCAGUUUAAGUAUUCCAAAAUAUGAGAAUUAUGUGUACAUUAUUAUUCCAUUUAUUAUUAAUGUAAUCUAAAAGAAAAUUAUCUUGAUUGUGGUAAUGGAUAGCUUACCAGCUCAUGUUAAAAUGUUGCUGUUAAUUGCGAGUUUAUCUGCAUUAUUCUUUGUUCUGCAUGUUGUUAAAAUGCCCUUUAUGUCCACAGAGCAGCAACAAAAGUUAAAUUUCUGUUGCUAAAUUUAGCUUAAUAAAUGUAUUAGAAGUGAAAAUGUGUUUAAAAAUCAUUGUUGUACCUUUAGAAAAUAUUCCUAGUUUCUUUAUGAAAUGUGUUAGUUGGUCUUCAUAUUUUGAAUUUAGACCAUGCCAUAACACCCAAGAAACAAGAUAAUUAAUGCUGGUCAUGCCAGCUUAUUGUUCUCUUUGUUUCGUUUUAAAGCCAUAGUAAAGUCUGUCUUAAGGGCUAUUUUUGUAAUAUCAUAUCAAAUGCCAGGUGCAACAUUAUUGUGCUAAAAUAAAUAGCUGCCCCUCUUUUAUUGCAUUGGAAGAACUUGAUUCAAAUUUUGCUAGAAAGUUGGACAGACUUGACAGACUGACGGUCAGACAGAAGGACAAGGAGGAGUGGGUUUGUUGGUCCGCUCACGUGCAUGUGGACUUGUUUUGUACAGAAUAGUAUUUAAAAAAUUGAAAACUGCUAGAAGGUUCAAUAUUAAAAUAAAGUAUAUAUUAGCCCUUUACUGGACCAAGAAGUAAUUUAUACCCAUGUUUAUACUCAAACAUACUUUUGUAAAGUACAAGAUGUGAUUUUCUUCCUCUUUUUAUGUUGUACAUUUUUUAAUUUUAUUCUUUGUUGGAGAAAAAGAAACUUUUUAUCUUAUUUACUAUUGAUUCUAUGAAAGUGAAUCAGCUCUUGUCAGAUUGUGAGAAGAAACCAAAAUUAAUCCAAAUAUUUCAUUUUAUCUUAGACUAGAUUGUUGUAGCCUUGCUCUUUUCUCAGGCAUUGUACAUAAUCUCCAUAGUAGCUUUCUCUCACUGUACCACCCCAAAUACUGUCAAAUUCCACUUAAUUGCUCAUUUUCAAGUAACAAAUUUCGAUGAGGUGAAGGUUUGUUUUAAAGUAGGUUGUGGGUUUUGGAAUUGAUGUUGUAUCACUCCAACCGGUUCAGUAAAUCCACUGCACGCAUUUGAAUUAUCAUUGACUUUACCAUUUUCACUCCUUGUUUAUCCAUCAGGAUCAUCUUAAUUAGUUUUCAUUGAUUGGAUCAUUGCGCCAAAGCGAGUUAUAUCCAUCUGAUUUUAGGUGUAUUUAAAACAAACUGAUUGAACUUGGUUACUUGUUUAUUUGUAUCAUUUUUAAGUUAGGUACAAUGUUGUUCCGAACCUUUUUGUUUGUUCUUGUUUGUACAUAUUUAUGUGGGUACCUGUUUACCAUCAAUGGUAAUGUGUUUCCAUCUUGUUUUUUUUUUUUUUUUCCUUCUUUGUGAAACUUCUUUUGAUGUCUGUUAUACCCUCAGGCAAGCAUAGCUUGUUGGUAAUCACUUUUUAUUUGUGACCAAAUAUUUAAAUUGAGUCCUCUCUUCAAAUUCAAAUUUGCUGUGUGAAACUUUUUAAAAGAGUUUUAUUUGUUGUAAGUAUAAAAUAUUGAUGCCAUUUAUAAUCUCAUUGUGAAGAUCAUACAAUGUACAGAUGUUAUGUUACUCUUGAGGAGCUGUGAUGAUGGAUGUUAAAGUUUCUGUCCAGACUCUCACUCUCCCUUUAUGUAUUCCUAAUUAUUAAAUAAUGAAAACAAAAA
Messenger RNA from Thrips palmi, 4636 nucleotides. Its product is annotated as TOX high mobility group box family member 4-like. Bases 656 to 2260 code for a protein of 534 amino acids. The record is from RefSeq and is a predicted model, not a curated record. Gene Ontology annotation, molecular function: chromatin DNA binding. NCBI's taxonomy places the organism in Eukaryota, Metazoa, Arthropoda, Insecta, Thysanoptera, Thripidae. Gene Ontology annotation, biological process: regulation of transcription by RNA polymerase II. Gene Ontology annotation, cellular component: nucleus. The transcript has 11 exons.